Toxoplasma gondii ME49 is the source of this 603-nucleotide messenger RNA. RefSeq lists its product as hypothetical. Lineage: Eukaryota; Apicomplexa; Conoidasida; Eucoccidiorida; Sarcocystidae. The record is from RefSeq and is a predicted model, not a curated record. The transcript has 3 exons. The coding region runs from base 1 to 603 and encodes 200 amino acids.
AUGCAUUUCUCUCGCUCGACGCGGGCAGGACUCGUCCUGGCCCUCCUCUGCCUCUUCUCCCCUAAUUCUUUCUCUUCAGAUUCUCGCCUCAGCGGAGAAAGAACGACUUUCGCGCGUCCCUCGUUCGCGGACGCCACAGCCGCUCUCGUCCGGACCAGUCCAACCAAGAGCCAAGCUGCACAGACACCUGAGAGGGACGGCAACGACGAAGAAGAUGUACCUCUCACAAGACCGAAGAAGCGAACGUUCCGUUCGCUCUCGCUGCCGAACCACCGACGCAACAAGAGAGUGAAGCAAGUUCUUCAGUGGGGCGCCUUGGGUCUCGCAGUGCUCGCCUUGGCCGCCUCAGCUGGAUUCGCUGCGAGGCCCGAGGCGCCGAAGGCAGCGCUGGAGGUGCAGAGAGUUCGCAAGACCGCUGCGGAGACCAGGCGGAAAGGCGCGCAGCAAAAAGACAAGCAGGUGCAGACAGUCGAGCAGAAAGGCCUCUUUCGAAGCUUCGAGCGGUCGUUCAUUGACACAGUCAAAAAGCCUGCGCUGAAUGUCCGCCGCACCGUUGACGACACUCAUGUUCAGAGCAAAAGGCAGAUCCUGGAGGCCGCGUGA